GCUGGAUCAUGCUUGCUGUUGCUGUUGGAGCUUUCGUCGGUUACUUGCUCUUUGCCAACUCGAGCCCUACGAAGUCGGCUGCUUGCCACUAGCAUACAGCGAGCGUGCUCAAUAUUGUAAGCAUCUUGAGGAGAUCUCAAGAUGCAGCUUGCAGGACAGGUCCAGACGAUGCAUGUCAACAAUUCGUGCUUGCGCGGUGUUCUCUCCGAUAGCUACCAUUUCCUUCAGUAUCCAGCAUGUGGUGGUGUGAGGAACGUGCGAUCGACGGUCUGGUGUAGCAAUUUGGCGUUGGGGUAUCUGGGGAAUACAACGAUUAGUUUUCAUAGCAAGUUGCAACCGUUGGUAUAUCUGCAGCGCCGAUGGACUCUACGCCAUCGAGUCGACGUGAAUCCAGGUCGCCUCAAGUGGACCCGAGCAACUGCAGGAGCAUUGACACUCGGUGUGAACUGCCCCGAGUUUCCCCAGGUACUCGAGAACCGUCUGUGCAAAGCGUUGGUGAACAUGAAAUUCGGCGAAGAUUCAUCUGCGAGAUUGCGCAUUAGAUUCGUGUUGACAAUCUAUGCGCCCCGAGUCUCAGUGAAGACAAUUGACUCAGGGUGCAAAAGAGGCAAUGCAGCCCGCACGACGCUGUGCGCGUGCCAGGUUCUGGUGGAGCAAACGCCGGUCGGCUAUUGAAGUGCGAGCGACGUAUUGCGGGUGAAGUUGCCAAAGUCAGCGAUUGCUGCGAUAUCCUGCAAUUGUGUAGCAAAAUAGAGGACGAACAGCGAAGCGUUUGCGGUCGCAAUUGUCGAG
Macroventuria anomochaeta is the source of this 792-nucleotide messenger RNA. RefSeq lists its product as uncharacterized. The record is from RefSeq and is a predicted model, not a curated record. The transcript has a single exon. Lineage: Eukaryota; Fungi; Ascomycota; Dothideomycetes; Pleosporales; Didymellaceae. Bases 142 to 675 code for a protein of 177 amino acids.